Molecule: messenger RNA, 1866 nt
Organism: Laccaria bicolor S238N-H82
Lineage: Eukaryota; Fungi; Basidiomycota; Agaricomycetes; Agaricales; Hydnangiaceae
Exons: 7
Coding region: 1-1866 (621 amino acids)
Biological process (GO): transcription by RNA polymerase III
Cellular component (GO): transcription factor TFIIIC complex
Molecular function (GO): protein binding
Source: RefSeq, a predicted model, not a curated record
AUGACUCGACAACUUCGGCCGCGUACGAGCAGGCCGAGCUAUGCCUUCAUGGCAGGUUUUGACGACAUAGAAGACGAGGCUGGCUCGUCGACUCUUGCUGCCGAGGAAGAGGGUUCUAGUGGAAGUGAUUUUGCCCUCGACGAACCACAAGCUGCCAAUCCAGAAGACUUGGAAGACGACGACGAAGAUGCAGAAGGUGAUGUAGUCGAUGAAGACGUACUCGAAGUUGAGACGACUGUCGUGUCUCCCACCGGUGCCUCGACCCCCAACUACCAGCUUGCGGACAACUUCGCGCCGUCUGACAUUGAAGUAGUGCCACCGCCGAAAGUCAAAGGGAAAGGAAAGGCCAAAGCUGGCUCAACUAUAAAAUCUGUCGGCGGUCCUGGUACGAACCUCGUCCGUUCAUCCAAGCGGCAGAUGUAUGUUCUUCCGGCUCCAAGCGUCCAUCACCGACACCGAGCGGUGCCUCUGUUUUCUCGUUCCGGACGCGUGGAAAGGUUUACUGUGCGACCGCCUCUCUUUGGAUCUGCGCCUGUCGUCUUGACGAAUAGCUUCACCCAAAGCCCGAAGGUUACGGAUAGGGUGAACAAGUCCUGGGGUUACAACGUCGGCUCCGGACCUCUCUGGGAAAUGGUGGAGGACCGUGGGUGGUACAAGGAGGCUGUGACGACCGGGAACGACGUUGAUAGCGAGGCGAAGAGGCGGCCGCGGGUAUGGGCAGACCUGUGCGUGAAGAAUGGGUGGAGAGUUUUGAGCGAGAGUGAUGCAGCUCCUUAUGUACCAACCGAUGAUACUACCACUGAUGAAGGCAAUCUUAAAUCGCCUCCACCAGUACAUUGCUACUUUGGCCACAUUACGUCUCAAACGCUUGUCGAGAUGAACAUGCUAGAAUCCCAUCCCAUGUGUUGGUCACCCGCUUCUUCCUUGUUCCGGAGUGAUCGUUUAUUUGUUUCCCUCGCAGCAAAAUUCCUACCAGAGAGCAAAGCGCACAUUUUCAACGCGGGUGCCCCGGUCUGGGGUCUUGAUUGGUGCCCAAUCCACGUCGAAGAUCGUGCUGCACGCUCGUAUAAGCAAUACCUUGCAGUUGCGCCUUUCCCGUCACGUUCACAUUUGCCAGACAUCGGAACAAAGGUACCAAGACCUGCCUACGCAUGCAUUCAGAUCUGGUCUCUGGCCCCUACCAGACCUAUACCAGCUAACCGCGCUGCGGCGAUGAAAAACAAUGAUCCCGGCAUUAUGAAAUGCGAAAUGAUCAUCUGCGUAGACGCUGGUCCAGCUCAUGAGAUCAAAUGGUGCCCCCUUGCGUCUCAUGACUCUAUUUCGGAGUCAAAACGACCACGAAAGUUGGGCAUUCUUGCUGGUACCUUUGAGGAUGGUUCCCUCUCUAUCUACAGCGUGCCCCAACCUGAGGACGUAAGGAGCCCUGAUCACGACCCGUCGAAGCCUGUUUGCAUCAGCCUGCCUGAGCCUAUCAUUCGGAUCGAACUUGAAGAAACAUCAUGCUGGACCUUUGACUGGGCCAACAGCGAACUAGUGGCUAUUGGCACCACUAAUGGCAUCAUUGCGGUCUAUGACCUUGGACCCUCCCUCAAAUCUUGGACAUCCCCAGAUUCUGAAACAAUCACCGAUAUACUUCCUACACACUACCUCACUGUUCACCAAUCUGCGAUCCAUGCCUUGGCUUGGAUACAGGCUCCGCCAUGCUGGCCAUCUGGUGCCCCGCGCGUUGAUGGAGACCCCACGGUUAUAGCUAGCGGUGGGUAUGAUGGUAUGGAGUGCAUGACGGACAUCCGUGAAGGGCACGGGUCCGUCAUGAACAGGACUAGGGGCAAGCACAUUUCUGGAACUUUCUUCAGGCGAUGCUGA